GAGCCUCUCCUGGAGCACACGUGCUGUGGGGAGUGGAAAUGGCUGGCUUUAGCAGCAAGAGCUUUGUCUUGACUUCUCUGCUGGGGCUCCUAGCACUGCUUCUGUGUGGCAUCUCUGAAGCACAAACCAAUCAGGAUUGCUGCCUGUCUUACACCAAACUGCGUCUGCCCCGGUGGGUGUUAAAGGGCUACACUGAACAGCUCUCCAGUGAAGUCUGUGAUAUCCCUGCCAUCAUCUUCCACACCUACGGUGGGCUGAAUGCCUGUGUAAAUCCUAAAGAUGCCUGGGUGAAGAAGCAUCUUCUUUUCCUGAGCUAUAAACUCAAGAAGAUGUCAACGUGAUAUGGUUUCCAGCAGGGAACUAAACACAGACGUGGCACAAGAACCACUAUGUUCAACCUCUUGGUUGAGGUUGUUGCCUUGUACACUGUUGUGUGCUUACUCACACAUCUCUGGCUUCUUUGGAACCAUUGAACUUCUUGAGUUGAUUCAUAUUGCAUCACUGUUUUGCUUGAAUUAAGCAUUUUAUUCAAGUUUUGAUUGUUACUAAUAUGUGUCAGUUACUAAUAUGAUAUAAGAGUACAGAGUAUGAAUUUUAUUAACUGUAUUGCAUGUUAUUUUUUGUUUGUUCAGCAAGUGUAAAGCAGGUUAUUUAUUCUGACUAUUUUGUUACUUUGGCACUGUCUUGUGCCAAAAUGUUUCCUUUUAACUGUAGUUAGCAUUAGAAUAUUUCUUGAAUGAUUGUUAAACAAAGUCCACUUGUGGAAAAAUAGCAAUUGGAGUUAUA
This is a messenger RNA of Colius striatus (speckled mousebird), 786 nucleotides long. RefSeq names its product C-C motif chemokine ligand 20 (gene CCL20). Gene Ontology annotation, cellular component: extracellular region. Gene Ontology annotation, molecular function: chemokine activity; CCR chemokine receptor binding. Lineage: Eukaryota; Metazoa; Chordata; Aves; Coliiformes; Coliidae. The record is from RefSeq and is a predicted model, not a curated record. Bases 39 to 341 code for a protein of 100 amino acids. The transcript has 4 exons. Gene Ontology annotation, biological process: chemokine-mediated signaling pathway; G protein-coupled receptor signaling pathway; lymphocyte chemotaxis.